Molecule: messenger RNA, 1767 nt
Organism: Kwoniella shivajii
Lineage: Eukaryota; Fungi; Basidiomycota; Tremellomycetes; Tremellales; Cryptococcaceae
Exons: 10
Coding region: 1-1767 (588 amino acids)
Biological process (GO): lipid modification; glycerophospholipid biosynthetic process
Cellular component (GO): membrane; endoplasmic reticulum
Molecular function (GO): 1-acylglycerol-3-phosphate O-acyltransferase activity; 1-acylglycerophosphocholine O-acyltransferase activity
Source: RefSeq, a predicted model, not a curated record
AUGUUUUGGGAUCCACUAUUUGACAAAGCAUCAGAGCUUUCCGGUUCACCGCCCGAUCAGCUCAAGCUCAUAUUCUCUUUACUCAUAAGUUAUCCCCUUGGUUCCCUCUACGUCCGACUCCCACCUUCAAAACCAUACAUUGCGCAUCUGUUCUCGGUCAUAGUCUCCACGUUCGUUGUGGUUUUCCUCUUGGAAUUGAGGACAGGGAUGUUGCAUCUUUUAUUCAGCAUAAUAGGGACAUAUAUAAUUUCUGCUACGGUAGAUGGAAGGAAAAUGCCUUGGAUUGCUUUUAUUUUUGUUAUGGGACAUCUGCUUUUCAAUCACCUAAAUCGAUAUUUCACGGCGAUACCUGCGACCGCUAUCGAAAUAACGGGUAGUCAAAUGGUCUUAGCUAUGAAACUUACUACAUUUGCAUGGAACAUCUAUGACGGAAAGCAGAACGAGGAGCACUUAGAUGCAAGUCAGUUACAAACUAGGCUUACUAAAUUACCUGACCCUCUGGCUUUCUUGGGAUACUGUCUAUUCUUCCCAUCUAUUCUCCCUGGACCGUCGUUUGACUAUGCGAGCUAUGAUGCUCUGGUCCAUCAUACAAUCUAUCAAGUCCCACCUCCAGGCUCGUCUCCUGAACAAGUCAAAGCAACCAAGAAAAGACUUCCUUAUGGUCGAAAGAGAGUAGCAUAUCUCCAUCUUUCUGUCGGCCUGAUCUUCUUAGGUGUAUACGCUACUUAUGGUAGUAGAGGGGCGUAUUCCAGGAUCCUGGGGACAGAAUGGUAUGAAUGGAGUUUGUUGCAGAGAUUAGGAUUUGUUCAGCUAGCUGGAUUCUUGGCUAGGACGAAAUACUAUGCUGUUUGGAGUCUGUCGGAGGGUGCAUGCAUUCUCACGGGAAUAGGAUUCAAUGGCUAUGACCCUAAAACAGGUAGAACGCUUUGGAAUAGAGUAAGAAAUAUCAAUAUCAUUUCUAUAGAGACCGCACCUAGCUUCAAGGUUUUGUUUGAUAGCUGGAACUGUAGAACAAAUGUUUGGCUGAGAGAUGUGGUAUACAAGAGACUGACGAAGAAGGGAAAGAAGCCUGGAACGAAGCAGAGUAUGGCAACGUUUGUGACUUCGGCUUUUUGGCAUGGUGUUGAUCCUGGCUACUAUCUCGCGUUUGUUCUUGCUGGUGUUCUGACCUCCUUGGGUAGACAACUCCGUCGCUUUGUCCGACCAUAUUUCCUCCCCCCAGCUUCAGCAUCUAUCAACACUCCUCCUACAAUAGCCAAAAGAGCGUAUGAUCUCGUUGGUCAAAUUGUCGUUCAAGUCACUCUCAAUUACACAGCAUGUGCGUUCAUCUUGUUAGGCUUCAAAGAUUGUAUCAGAGCUUGGAGCAGGAUGUGGUGGUACACGCAUGUUGCGAUCAUUCUCACAAUGGCAUUUUUCCAUUUCGGCGGGCGUAGAUCACUUCGAAAAGGACUCGAGAAACGAGGCAAGAUAUCGGCCGAGAGGUUCUCAACUAUUGGCCAAGGAAGGAGAUCACCUCUACCGAGUGUCAGAGUGUCACCCCCAUCUCCAAUCAGUAAACCCAGAUCACCACCUCCUCAACCAGAAGACGAGAAGGAUCCCAAAGAUCUAAGAUGGGUCAAACAUGCUUUAGAUAACCCACCAGACCAAGAUUCAGGUGAAGCUAUGGGAAAUGGGUUCAACUCGCCUGAUGGUGGUUGGGUGGAUGGUAUAGUGGAAGGAAGCGAAACUCCAAAUGUUGAAAAGGUAAAUCCGAUGAAUUCAAGAUGA